AUGGAAAAUAUCUCCAAUGAUGUUAAUUACGUUUUUCAUAACUCGACCUUAUAUUUGCUCUUAUACGCGUUCGUACAAGUUGCCUGCUACCUAGCACAUAGCAUUCGUACGAAUGAAAUUGUUGUAUUUUAUUUUUUAAAGCUCCACAAAAAAAUAAGAAAGACAUACUGCUAUUAUAUGAAAUCAAACAAAUAUCAAGAGACUAGCAAGAAAAUUGAAACUUUGAAAAAAAAAAUAAAAAAGUAUAAUAAGCUUAUAGAUGAAAAUAAAAAUUCAAAUAAACAUUUAAAUGAAUAUGAUUUGAUAAUAUUAAAUGGGAAAUAUACAAGAAAAGUUUUAAAAGAAGAGAACAAUUUAAAUGAUUUAAUGAAAAUACUGGAGGAGGAAAAUAAAAAUGAUUAUCUCAUUCAUACAUGUAACACACUUCUUGCGUUUUUAUUCUCAAAGAACACGCUAGUUUUAUUUUUUUUCAUAUCAUUCAAAUACUUUGCCACCGAUCACUUGGAAAUACCAAGCCUGAACAUGCACUCCUGUUUGUGGUUUAAGAGAAACUUCAAAAUAAUUUACGCAACAGAACCUUGCUCAAAUAGUUUAUUCGAUUUUUUAUACGGUUACAACACCGCGCAAUUAUUUUUUUUUACGAUAAAGCAAAACCUUGGGAGUUUGUUCGUCAUAACAAAACAGAAACAAAAAAAAAAAAAAAAAGCCAUGUGA
Molecule: messenger RNA, 714 nt
Organism: Plasmodium malariae
Lineage: Eukaryota; Apicomplexa; Aconoidasida; Haemosporida; Plasmodiidae
Product: conserved Plasmodium protein, unknown function
Exons: 3
Coding region: 1-714 (237 amino acids)
Source: RefSeq, a predicted model, not a curated record